Molecule: messenger RNA, 3151 nt
Organism: Mus caroli (Ryukyu mouse)
Lineage: Eukaryota; Metazoa; Chordata; Mammalia; Rodentia; Muridae
Gene: Gramd2a
Product: GRAM domain containing 2A
Biological process (GO): regulation of store-operated calcium entry
Cellular component (GO): organelle membrane contact site; endoplasmic reticulum membrane
Molecular function (GO): phosphatidylinositol-4,5-bisphosphate binding
Source: RefSeq, a predicted model, not a curated record
GCCUCGGGCUCCCGGAGAAGGCGCUGCGAUGACCGCCCUGAGCCGUAGCGAGCCUGUCGAGGCGGGCAGCAACCAACAAAUGCAUGGGAAGAUGGCACCUCUGAAGAGCCAUGUGCCCUGCACGGAGAAACCAGGAAAGGUCCAGGAGCCUCCAGAUGAUGGCAGUCUGCACUGGUCAGAAGGCUCAAAGGGUGAAGACAUAAAGAAGUAUGGCCGGGAAGGGACACUACGGAGCAAAUACAACCAACAAUACCACAAGCUGUUUAAAGAUAUCCCUUUGGAGGAGGUGGUCCUCAAAGUGUGUUCCUGUGCCCUCCAAAGAGACCUCCUUCUCCAUGGUCGGCUCUAUAUCUCGCCCAACUGGCUUUGCUUCCAUGCCAGCCUCUUUGGCAAGGAUAUCAAGGUGGUCAUUCCAGUGGUAUCUGUGCAAUUGAUCAAAAAACACAAGAUGGCACGACUCCUUCCCAAUGGACUGGCCAUCACCACAAACACCAGCCAGAAGUAUGUCUUUGUGUCUCUGCUUUCCCGGGACAGUGUAUAUGACAUGCUGAGGAGGGUCUGCACUCACCUACAGCCUUCCAGCAAGAAGAGUCUGAGUAUAAGGAAAUUUCCUGAGGAAGCCGAGUGCGAGUCCCCGGAAGUCCUUAUCCCCGAGAUGAAGUGGAGAAAAGCAUGCUCAGCCCCCGCAUCCCUGUCACUCCCAGACAGCAUCUCUUGUAUCUCUCAGAUACCGACAGACUCCACAGAUAGCUGCUUCCCCUCCAUGAAGCCUCCAGGGUCUGAGGCCGUCUGUGAGAAAGAUGCAUUGGAGGAAGAGCCCAGCACGGACCAGGAAUUGAGGCUGUGGGAUUCUCGGCUCCUCAAGGUCAUCUUUGUGAUGAUCUGCUUUCUAGUCCUGUCCUCGUCCUAUCUGGCAUUCCGAAUCUCCAGGCUGGAACAGCAAUUAUGUUCCCUGAGCUGGGGCAGUCCACUCCCAAGGGACAGGUAACUUGGUCUUCAUCCCCACACCUUAUCCAAGGAUGCUCUGGGUGCUGUCUCUACCAAGGAUUCCUGGGGUUUAUACUGCGGCUGUGCUGAGACUGAGUAUGAAGAACAUGUUCUAGAUUCUUCCUCCAGACUCCUCCCUAGCAUUUCCCUCUGUGAGUGAUCUGAAGUACCUGUUUACAGAUUAACUGGCUCCUACAACUUUUGGACUCAAACAGAAUGUUAGACUGUUUUUGUGUUUUUAUCAGUUGAGGAGUUCUGUACACUAAGCUUCAGCGACCACUGAAGUGGCAGAAAGCACAUUAACUUGUUUUAUUGUAAGCAAUGGUUCUGGCACACUGACAGAGCCCUGGGGGGCCACCUCUGGGGACAAAGGGCAUGCUUUGAUACCUGGACUACUGCUUGCUAUCACAUGACACACCCUAGAACAUGUAGGGGAGUUGAGAUAGGGUGUUCCCACCUCUGUGGGCUCUGCUGCCUCCCAACAUUCUGGGAUCACACUUGGGCCUCUCAGAAUCUUUGUUCUCGAGCUCACAGGACUUUUCUUCAGGGAGCCAGGCACUAGGACCUUUGAGAAGGCUGGGAUGUGGAGAAGAGAGCUCUUGACAGGGAUUAUCAAGAGACCAAUCUUAGUUUUCUGAGCUGAGCUGGAUGACUCUGGGCUGCCCCUGCAAGAGCUGUCUAGCUGAAUUUGGGAAGAUGCCCCCCUGCAGGUGAGGAAGGACAUGGGGCUGAGAUUGGAGGUCCCAGAACUCCCAUUUUGGAGCAGGCCCCUCUUUGGUAGGACAAGGGGAACAGGUACUGUGGUAUUCAGUAGUAAGUCAAUUCCCAUUGGUUGCAGACAUUCCCAAGGUCCUAGACAUUAGCAAUAGGAAGGUAGGACAUUUGAUUUAAGCUCUAGUGGUUGGUAUACUUCCUCCAUGGUCGACUGCACUGGUCAGGGUGGCUUGACUGGGCAGUGGCAUCCAGCUGCAGGAUCCAGCAGUGUUGGGUCCUUCUUGGCAGAGCUCACUCAUUCCAUGAACCUGCAGUCCAUAUGCUAUAGGACACUCUGUAGGAUUCCAGUAAUCAUAAGUAAGGUAGAAGUGUCCCGGAUGGGAUAGGCUCCAUGCAGAGACCAGGAAAAGAGAUCUCUGACUCCCUUGGGGGGGAGAUGGGGAGGUGGUGAGAUCAGUGCACACUGAUGGUUUUGUCAUAAAGAAUCUUCCCCAUCUACUUAUCUUCUAUCUCCUCAGGACUCUCAUCUGCUAAGACAGUGCCUUUGAAGGUUCUAGAAGGGUCUUAGGGAGGAAGCCAGAGGUAUCAAGGAAAGGCACAGGUGGUGUGGCGUGGUGCUGGAAAUAGCCUCUGUUCCCCUCUCUCUUGUGCUAGGAGGUUAACCGGGGAAGGAAACCCUGGUGGAAAUGAUUGCAGGGCUGUUUGUCUCAUUCAGGACAAAUCCAAGCAGGACUGGAGAGAGGGACAGUGGGUGAAAACUUCCAGGGUUUAGACUGGAGGUUUCUCCAUCAUCUCCUAGUUCCUAGGAUUGAACAUGGAAACCAGCCUUAUAUGUUGUUUGUACCAAAUCUUUAUAUCUCAGGUAAAACCUGGUGUCCAUUUGGUCCUCCUUCCAGGGCUGCACCAUCAAAUGCCCAUCCUCCAAUGCCCAUCCUCCAGUGCCCAUCCUUUAAUGCACUUCCAUCCUUUUGUCUUAACCAUCCUCCAUCACUCUUUCCCAUCUUAUCAUCAUGGAAACAAUACUCCUUGCCCCAGUGCUUUCCCUCCCUGGUCCCUGCUGAGAGGUGAGAGUACAGGUCUAUUCUCUGAGCCUUGCUAGGUUGAGCCAGGGUUCAUGCCAAGUCACAAGUGGCUGUGCCAACAUGCUGUAGGAAGCCCAUUCUCCAAACAAGGCUUAGCAAGGGCAAGAGGCAGGCUGCAGGGCAGCUGAUUUUGGAGAUAGACUUGAAGCCAGAGCUUUGAGUGAUAUGGGUGUGUCCAUGCCUCUGGAGGGUCCUCUCUCUGCUCCUCGCCUUGUUCCCCCAUCCUGCUCCUCUAGAGGAGCUGUGUGUCAGUUGUGAUCAUUCAUAAUCUGUGAGUAUUUAUACAUUCCCAAUUGCAUGGGCUAACACUCCUCCAGUUCUCUGAGGGUUUGUUUGGUUCAACAAGAGUGGUUUGUUCCACCAUGACA